AUGAAGUUCGAGGUUACAUCGGUCCGCGCCGCUGCUUUGGUAGCUCUUAUUGCCAGCGUUGAGGCUGCACACCAUGGCCAUCAGCACGUCCACCGUCAUGCGCCGGUCAACGCAACUCUCCAGAAAAGGGGCGGUCAGUGUGAAUUCCCAUCGGAUGCUGGUCUUGUCGCCGUGACGCCGGGUGAGAAGAACGCUGGGUGGGCUAUGAGCCCCGAUCAAGCCUGCAUGCCUGGUCACUAUUGCCCGUACGCCUGCCCCUCCGGUCAGGUCUCGAUGCAAUGGGAUCCCAAGGCUACCAGUUACAGCUAUCCUAUGUCUAUGAAUGGUGGUCUCUACUGUGACGAGAAUGGCGAAAUUCAAAAGCCAUUCCCUAACAAGGAUUACUGUGAGGAUGGGACCGGUGCUUUGCGAGCCCAGAACAAGGCCGGCAAGCCCGUGUCUUUCUGCCAGACCGUCCUUCCCGGAAACGAGGCCAUGCUGAUUCCCACUUUGGUUGAGGAGCUGACCACGCUGGCUGUCCCCGGCACAUCUUACUGGUGUGAGACUGCCGCGCAGUACUACAUCAACGCGCCCGGUGUGUCUGUUGAAGAGGGCUGCGUUUGGGGUUCUUCUUCCAACCCUGUUGGUAACUGGUCUCCUUACACUGCUGGUGCCAACACUGAUGCGGAUGGCAACACUUUUGCCAAGAUUGGCUGGAACCCUAUCUACCUGGAGCCGGCUACUCCCUUCCGCAAUACCAAGCCUGAGUUCGGUAUCGAGAUUGUGUGCGAGGGUGGCGGUUGCAAUGGUCUUCCCUGCAAGAUUGACCCCUCGGCUCACGGUGUCAACGAGAUGUCCGCAGCGGACGUUUUCACUGGUGCUGGUGGUGCUACUGGCUGUGUUGUUACUGUGCCUAGCGGCUCCAAGGCCAAUGUUGUCGUCUUCGCCGUCGACGGCAGCUCCAGUGGCGAUGAUAGUGACGAUGAUACCUCCUCGACCAGCAGCAGCUCUAGCACUAGCAGCGCCAGCCGCACCAGCAGCACCAGCACGUCUACCUCGUCUGCUUCGUCCACCAGCUCUACUCAGAGCACAACUUCCACCAGCACAACCUCCAUUUCUACCAGCUCGACGUCCAGCGCUACCGGAACUGCUACUGUGACUGCCACCUCCACCAGCAAGUACACUAAGUCUAUUCCUACUACUUCCAUGAGCUAUACCUACCGGCCCCACGUGUUCCAGCCCACCGCCAAUGCGGAAAUCGAGCCUACUGGAACUGACUCCGGCUCGGGAUCUGGCACCCAGGCCACCGCAGCCGCCGCUACCACCACCGACAAGAGCGGUGCUACCAGCGCCUCCGUCUCGAUGAUGAGCCUGGUCUUCGGCGCUGCGGCCGCAUUGGCCCUGCGCCUGUAA
Molecule: messenger RNA, 1392 nt
Organism: Penicillium chermesinum
Lineage: Eukaryota; Fungi; Ascomycota; Eurotiomycetes; Eurotiales; Aspergillaceae
Product: SUN domain-containing protein
Exons: 2
Coding region: 1-1392 (463 amino acids)
Source: RefSeq, a predicted model, not a curated record